Messenger RNA from Rhodamnia argentea, 1720 nucleotides. Its product is annotated as ribose-phosphate pyrophosphokinase 1. The transcript has 9 exons. The record is from RefSeq and is a predicted model, not a curated record. Gene Ontology annotation, molecular function: ribose phosphate diphosphokinase activity; magnesium ion binding. NCBI's taxonomy places the organism in Eukaryota, Viridiplantae, Streptophyta, Magnoliopsida, Myrtales, Myrtaceae. Gene Ontology annotation, cellular component: cytoplasm; ribose phosphate diphosphokinase complex. Bases 184 to 1383 code for a protein of 399 amino acids. Gene Ontology annotation, biological process: purine nucleotide biosynthetic process; 5-phosphoribose 1-diphosphate biosynthetic process; ribonucleoside monophosphate biosynthetic process.
CGACCAAAAUCGUCACAUCGCUCCUGUUCGGCAACGCUUGCUAACCCUCCUCCCCCCUCCCUCCCCUGCUGCUGCUGCCUCCUCCUCCUCCUCGGACUCUCGACCUCGAAAGCUUCCGACUUUCCACCAUCACCUGAUCCGCACCCUCUAUUCUGUCCAACCCUUUUGAUCCUUAUUCUUUUCAUGGCCUCUUUAACCUGCUCGCCCUCUUACCUCUCCGGCGGCUACUCUGUCCGUUUCCCCUGUUGCUCCUCCAACGAGCCCGCCUCUCGCUUGCUGGUCCACAAUGGCAUCAGGUGUAAUGUGGUGGAGCCGCUGAAUAUCCAUAAUGGGAAGCCCUGCAUUCCGCACAUCAACAACGAGCACUCGGUGCCGAGUUUCUUAACUUCGACGCAUCUCCAUAGUCCGAUCAACAAGCAUGAUACCCGACUCCGCAUAUUUUCCGGCACAGCGAAUCCUGCGCUUUCUCAGGAAAUAGCUUGCUAUAUGGGUUUAGAGCUUGGAAAGAUAAAGAUAAAGAGAUUUGCCGAUGGAGAAAUAUAUGUUCAAUUGCAAGAGAGCGUUAGAGGAUGUGAUGUGUAUCUAGUGCAGCCUACAUGCCCUCCUGCAAAUGAGAAUCUGAUGGAGCUUCUGAUAAUGAUUGAUGCUUGUCGGAGGGCGUCAGCAAAGAACAUUACUGCCGUGAUUCCUUACUUUGGAUAUGCAAGGGCUGAUAGAAAGACUCAAGGGCGUGAAUCCAUUGCAGCAAAGCUUGUUGCAAAUUUGAUUACCGAAGCAGGUGCAAAUCGUGUUUUGGCUUGUGAUCUGCAUUCUGGGCAAUCCAUGGGCUAUUUUGAUAUUCCAGUUGAUCAUGUGUAUGGUCAGCCCGUCAUUCUCGAUUAUCUUGCCAGUAAGACCAUCUGCUCAGAUGAUUUGGUUGUGGUCUCGCCUGAUGUUGGUGGAGUAGCUAGAGCUCGUGCCUUUGCAAAAAAAUUAUCCGAUGCACCGCUUGCCAUUGUGGAUAAAAGGCGUCAUGCUCAUAAUGUUUCAGAGGUUAUGAAUUUGAUCGGUGAUGUCAAGGGGAAGGUAGCAGUUAUGGUAGAUGACAUGAUAGAUACAGCAGGGACUAUUGCCAAAGGUGCAGAGCUCUUGCAUCAAGAGGGAGCCAGAGAAGUUUAUGCAUGCAGUACACAUGCCGUUUUCAGUCCUCCUGCAAUUGAGAGGUUGUCCAGCGGUUUAUUUCAAGAAGUGAUCAUAACUAACACCAUCCCAAUGUGUGAACAGAACUAUUUUCCUCAGUUGACAGUAUUGUCUGUGGCAAACCUUUUGGGGGAGACAAUAUGGCGUGUUCAUGAUGACUGUUCCGGUGGCUAUGAACCCUAUUCCAGCUUGGGCAUUGAUUGAUCAUAAUUCAUCAGUGGUUGUGUUGUUUCAAGCUUCAUUACCGCCAUUUAUUACCAUCUUCAAACCGGGUAACGUGGGACAAGGCAAAACUAGGUUUGCUAAGCUGUCUUAGUGCGAAAACAAUUGCUUUUUAAGUUGUAAUAGAGAAACCUAUGAGAUCUUGGGAUCAUUGGUAAGCGUCAAUUUUGGCUAGCUGAACAGAUCACAUGGAUUUUUGCGGAAAGCUCAAAUGCUCUUAUCGAGCACCUAUAGGUGGCAUGUACCGACCUGAAUAUGUUGUCGGAUGAUAGAGAUGUAAAUAUUCUAUUCUUGAGUGUACGUUGAAUGGGUCUGUAAA